AUGUCUCUGAACGAAGUGUGGAAAGUGAAUGGGAGCGGGCGUUCGGUCGGCGAAAGGUGGGACACCUGCUGGAAGACUCUCAACCAGGAGCCCUUGGUCAGGAUGUUCAAGGAUAAGACGUCCAAAAAUUGCAAGUCGCGCUACGACAAGAUCGUUGACGACCAGAGCAAGAGCGAUGGUAAAGCCCUGCGGGACUCCGGAGCCGGCACUGCUGAGAGUGGCUCGGAGGACGAAGUAGAGAAGAAUACCAAGGUCCAGCUGGUGAGGGGUCUAGAGCCAGACAAAGUUCUGACCGCGAUAGUGGACGCGAAGGCUGCCGCGAGGCAGGACUCCGAGGAGACCAAGCAGAAGAAAGCCGACGAGGCGGCCUCACACUCCGCAAUGGGGAUGUGGGCCAUCAACCAGAGCAACGCCCGAUGCGGGCCGGGCGCGAAGGCUACAUCAUUCGAAGAAGCUNAUUUUGGACGCGAAGGCUCGAGGCAGGACUCAGAGGGGACCAAGCAGAAGAAAGCCGACGAGGCGGCCUCGCACUCCGCGAUGGGGAUGUGUGCCAUCAACCAGGGCAACGCCCGAUGCGGGCCGGGCGCGAAGGCUACAUCAUUCGAAGAAGCUGUUGCCGCCGACAACAUCGCGUUGGGUUCCCGCUCCGGUGCAGCGGCCGGUGGCGGUGCCAGCGGUCGGGUGAGUCCGACUCGCGUCGGAGGCUUCGGCGGGUGGCGCUGCCAGCGGUCGAUCGAGCCCGACCAUGAGUACGGGCGGGCUAGACGACGACUUAUCGCCCGCGGGGAGCGGGCCAUCGAGGAAGGUUCCACCGCUUAG
Molecule: messenger RNA, 819 nt
Organism: Ectocarpus sp. CCAP 1310/34
Lineage: Eukaryota; Phaeophyceae; Ectocarpales; Ectocarpaceae
Source: the annotation of a GenBank genome assembly